Molecule: messenger RNA, 3303 nt
Organism: Electrophorus electricus (electric eel)
Lineage: Eukaryota; Metazoa; Chordata; Actinopteri; Gymnotiformes; Gymnotidae
Gene: nxph2a
Product: neurexophilin 2a
Molecular function (GO): signaling receptor binding
Source: RefSeq, a predicted model, not a curated record
CCCACUGCGCGCCGGUGCGCAAUUAGCGUGGACAAACACUAACGAGUGAAACUACGUAGUUCCUUUGGAAACGGUUCUUUUAAGGGCACACAAAAACCCCCAGUAAAGCAAACGCACUGCUUCGUCCGGGGAAACGAACGACGGCGUCAGCUGUGCGACAUGCGGUGAAGGUCUGAACCGGAGAGUCGCCAAAAAUUCAGUCAAGCUAUUAAACAGACCUUAAACAGAAAUCGCAGAACCCUGUUUCACUUCACUGAAGUGGGCUUUUAGUUAGCGCUGACUUCACUCAGUAUCCUCACGCCCGUGGAAGCGUCUUCAGCGGACCGCGAUCCACCCGCUGCUUUCAAACACUUUAGAACUUGAGGCAGAUAUUUUACUGCGAUGAAGAUAAUUACGACAAUGGCAUCCACCAAGGCUCCCACGUGUCCUGUAGCAAAAAAAAUGGAUUUUUGCCUCACCCACCUCGUGUAAGUUGAGAGAGCAAUCCCGCCAUCCAAGAUGCGAAAACUACCGACUGUCUUACUGUUCCUCUUUUUUCACACGGUCACAUGCAGGCGUUUGCAGAUUCCCGAGUUGGAGUUUGUGGAGUGGGGGGAAAGUGCUAACAAGGACGCUGCACAUCCCCGAGGGGACAGCCCACGCAUCCCCAAGCCCCUGCGCAUCUUCUCCCAGGGCGCCCGUCGGCUCAAGGGCGGCGUGAGGGAGAUGACAUAUUUGGAAAACAUGGAGGACUCGUGGGACUGGUUAUCUAACCACACAGAUGUGCUGCAGACGCAGAGCAGGACUAAACGUAGACCGAUUGUGAAGACGGGCAAGUUCAAAAAAAUGUUUGGCUGGGGCGACUUCAACUCCAACAUUAAGACCGUGAAACUGAACCUCCUUAUUACGGGCAAGAUCGUGGACCACGGAAAUGGAACAUUCAGUGUUUACUUCCGCCACAACUCCACAGGUCUGGGGAACGUCUCUGUGAGCCUGGUGCCGCCGUCCAAGGUGGUGGAGUUCGAGAUCACCCAGCAGAGCACGCUGGAGACCAAGGACACUAAAGCCUUCAACUGUCGCAUCGAGUACGAGAAAACAGACCGAAACAAGAAGACGGCGGUGUGCAGCUUUGACCCCACAAAGACGUGUUACCAGGAACAUACACAGAGCCACGUGUCAUGGCUGUGCUCGAAACCCUUCAAAGUCAUCUGCAUCUACAUCGCGUUCUACAGCGUCGACUACAAACUGGUGCAGAAAAUCUGCCCAGAUUACAACUACCACAGUGACACGCCCUACUCGUCCACAGGGUGAUCUUGCAUGCAGGUGAAAUCUCUCUGUGGGCGAAUUGGGCCUGAACCCGACCUGAUCCCGGCCCAAACCGCUGUAGCUCCGCAGCACCAACCGCUACACCUACACCAUGUGCUCCGUAUGAACUGGGUGCAGUUAAAAAAGGGUCCAGAUGUUGUACGCCAGACUAGACCAUUGGCAUGUGCUUCUGACUUUGCUUUUCACGCCCACGUGAUCGUCCUAAAGGAGUGAAUCAAGUUCAUGUUUUGUUUGUAUCGAAAGCAACAAAAUGCCACACAAAAAAAGAACAUGAACAUGCCAAAUUUGUAGACUUCUGUCCAAACAGAGCUAGAGUCAUCUUAUCAAGGAUAACGUAUUCACAAACAAACUAAAAAGCUCACUGUGUUUGUUAUCCACUUACUGUAAAAAUCUAAUAAUCAAAAAAAGAAAAUAUGCCAAGAUGUAUGUUGUGAUCUGGAUGAAGGAUUUUACUUUGGUAGGCUUGCAUUCUCCAUCAUUAUCAAAAUGUGUGUGUGUGUGUGUUGCCCCAUGAGAGCACUAUUCAUCAGACAGGUGGGUUUAGUGAAUCUGGCAGCCAAUUAACAACACUUUGUCAUGGUCUUGCCACAGUGCUUCGCAUUUAGAGGUUCUAAUUAACAUUAAUUACAGUGGGAAAUUUCAGUUAUCCACCAUAAACGAAGGGAAUGAAGCCAAAAAGUGGAAUUUAGUCCGUCAUUCCCACUUACUCUCCAUGUUCGUGGCAGAGUCUUUGACAAAAAAUAUAACUGGAUAGAUGUAUUUUGAAAUUAUAGGCCGCAUUUGUCAUCCAGUUUAACCCCAUGUAUGCAAACAGCAAAUCAAAAAGGUAAAUCACUCAGAAGUCAGAUUAAAGUAUAUUUGGUUGAUCUGUGAUGUAGAUUUUUAUUAUUUAAAAUGGCAAUCUGGCUAAGUGUUCCAACAUCCAUAACAUAAUAUAAAUAAUAUACUAUUAUUAAUAUAAAUAAUAUGCUAUUAUUAAUAUGUCAAACAACUUGAGUUCAUUGAGCUUCUGUGAGUUUCUUCUGUGAGUUUGUUUUAUAUGGGAUGGAGUUCGAUACAACACAAACCCCAAAAUAGUGGUUUAAACAGUUCUAUAGUGUUUUCUAGACCAUGAAGAGCUGGUUUGUAUGCCAUGCCAUUGAAAUCCUUGACGGUAUGAAUUCUAUAUAGUGAUAAUAUAUUUAGUGUAUCUUGUACCCAGCAUUCAACAUGCCCUGAUUUAUCCUGUCAUUCUGUUAAACAGUGUGGUUCUACCAGUGCUGUAAUGCUUAAUAAAAUGGUUAUUAUCUGAUUUAAAAGGCUGAGUAGUAGAAUACUCAAGUUUUAUGUGUGAAUGCCAAAUAUAUUUAGCUCACCCCAAGGACAUAUCUGGACCCAGCUGGAUUUGGUUGGUCAUAUUGAAAAAAAUUUAAGUGAAGAGUGAGAUUUAGCACCCCUCCCUCCCCCCUGCUGUUCUUGUGUAACGUUUCAACCCAAACAUGUUCUAAUGAGACUACUAAUGUUUAGUUUCUAAUGUGCAUUUAGUGAUUAUGUCUGCCAAAAUGUACCUUUUCUCAUACUGUAGCUAUACAAACAUUUAUGUACUUUUGGUGUUGAUUGUAAUAUUAGAUGUAUAUAUGUAUGUUCAGGUCUACUGCAGUAUUAUUUUUUUUCUAAGCUGAGUUUUUUCUUCUGUCCUCCUGGGUUUCUCUGUAAAAUAUUCUAUAAGAAAGGGUGUGAAUCAGUCUUGUCAUUAUUUAAUUCGACUUCUUGUAGCAAAUACUUAACGCAUUACUAAAUCAAAUUUGUUCAUUUGUGGUCAAUAUACAUACGUCAACAUUUAAUACAAUUAUUUAACUACUGGUUCUAAGUGAAAGGGUGUCUAUUACACGUGGGUGACGUUAGAGUAAUGCUAUUACAUAUCAGUACACGGUGAUGUUCACGUCAACUAUCAGGACCGACUCGCAUGAUCACAGCGUGACCCCAUGCUUUCACAAAUGCACCCCCCUUUAUUUAAUU